Molecule: messenger RNA, 7028 nt
Organism: Balaenoptera acutorostrata (minke whale)
Lineage: Eukaryota; Metazoa; Chordata; Mammalia; Artiodactyla; Balaenopteridae
Gene: DNAAF9
Product: dynein axonemal assembly factor 9
Exons: 31
Coding region: 105-2981 (958 amino acids)
Source: RefSeq, a predicted model, not a curated record
CCCGGCACGCCCAGCCGCCCCGCCCGGCCGAAGCGGGCCCGGAGACGCCCCGCAGGCCUGAGUGACCCUCGCAGCGGCGCUGUCCUCCUCAGCCGCUCGCAGCCAUGGACGUGUGCCCCCCACACCGGCUGGGGCUGCCCCGCGCACGGUCCCCCGGCGGCCCUGGCCGCGGGUCGCCCUCCGUCAGCUACUUAACAAAGCAAAUACGGUGUUGUUUCCUUGAAAGAAGGUUGUCAACUUACAUCUGCAGUCGACUCCGCCAGGUUCAGAGCAUCCUGACCCAGAGCAGCAAGUCUCAACCCGACGGGAUCCUCUGCAUCCUAGGAAUCGAUAGCAGGUACAAUGAAGGCUGCAGAGAGCUGGCAAAUUAUCUUCUGUUUGGUUUGUACAAUCAGAAUACCAGUGAUUUUGAGAAAACAGGGUUUUCUGAAGAAGUUCUAGAUGAUGUGAUUAUAUUGAUUAAAUCAGAUAGUGUCCACCUGUACUGUAAUCCUAUAAAUUAUCGCUAUCUUUUACCCUAUGUGGCACAUUGGAGAAAUCUGCAUUUCCACUGCAUGACUGAAAAUGAGUAUGAAGAUGAGGAAGCUGCAGAAGAAUUUAAAAUUGCCAGUUUUGUAGACAUGGUUCGAGACUGUAGUAGAAUUGGCAUUCCUUACAGCUCCCAAGGUCACUUGCAGAUAUUUGAUAUGUUUGUAGUGGAGAAAUGGCCAAUUGUACAGGCCUUUGCACUUGAGGGCAUUGGAGGGGAUGGAUUUUUUACCAUGAAAUACGAGUUGCAGGAUGUGAGUUUGAAUCUAUGGAAUGUCUACAGCAAGAUGGAUCCUAUGUCUCUGGAGAGUUUGCUUUCAGAAGAUUUGGUGGCUUUUGAACGUCAGUGGACUAACUUCUUCGCCAAUUUUGACACAGAAAUUCCCUUCUUGCUGGAAUUGUCCGAAUCUCAGGCGGGUGAACCAUUCAGAAGUUACUUUAGUCAUGGAAUGAUUUCCAGUCAUAUAACUGAAAAUAGCCCUAAUAGGCAGCCAUUUGUUCUCUUUGGUAAUCAUUCCACAAGAGAAAACCUGAAUGCUGGCAACUUUAACUUCCCUUCUGAAGGGCACCUGGUACGCAGCACUGGUCCCAGCGGGAGCUUUGCCAAACACAUGGUAGUACAGUGUGUUUCACCAAAGGGACCCCUUGCUUGUUCAAGAACAUACUUUUUUGGAGCUACUCAUGUUCCUUACUUGGGAGAUGACAACAAGCUGCCCAAGAAAACUGAACAAAUUAGGCUCUUGUCACAGGUAUAUGCUGCUGUUAUUGAGGCUGUUUUGGCUGCCAUUGUAUGUUAUGCUAAAACUUCCAGUCUAACAAAGGCCAAGGAGGUAGCUGAGCAGACCUUUGGAUCUGGGUUAAAUUUCUUUGAGUUGAUGCAGUUUAAGGCAGCCCUACGCUCCAAGAUGGCUUUUCAUAUACAUGCUGUGAAUAAUCAGGGAAGACUUGUGCCUCUGGACAGUGAAGAUAGCUUAUACUUUGUGAAGACGGCUUGUAUGACCAUCUAUGACAUUCCUGACUUGCUGGGAGGAAGUGGGUGCUUAGGAUCUGUGGUCUUCUCAGAAUCAUUUUUGACAUCUCAGAUCUUGGUUAAAGAAAAGGAUGGCACUGUUACCACAGAAACCAGCUUCAUAAUCCUGACAGCUGCCAUACCCAGAUUCUGCUCCUGGCUGGUAGAAGAUAUUGAAGCAAAAUUUUCUGAGAAAACCCAGCAAUCGGUUAUGGGAGAUGAGUGUUUCCUGGGCACUUUUCUAACUAGAGGAGAAGGGGCGUAUCUUUAUUCUAGUAAUCCACAGUCUUGGCCUGAGGAAGGGAAAGUACAUUUCUUCUCUGGUGGACUUCUGUUUUCUGACCGUCAUCACGGAAAUAUCAUCAUUUCCAAGGAUCACAUGAAUUCCGUUUUGUUCUAUGAUGGGGAUUCCACCAGUAUUGUUGCUGCCCUUCUGAUAGACUUCAAAAGUUCAUUGCUUCCCCAUCUUCCAGUUCAUUUCUGUGGAUCAAGCAAUUUUCUGAUGAUUGCCCUUUUCCCCAAAUCCAAGAUAUACCAGACAUUUUACUCAGAGGUCUUCUCCCCCUGGCAACAGCAGGCUAACUCAGGGCUGUCUUUAAAAGUGAUCCAGGAAGAUGGAUUAUCUGUGGAACAAAAGAGAUUACACUCCAGUGCACAGAAGCUCUUCAGUGUCCUGAGCCAUUCUGCUGGGGAGAAACGGAGUCCUCUAAAGCUACUCUCAGCCGAACUCCCAGAGCUGGAUGGGUUUCUCCAGCGUUUUGCCGUCAGCAGCAUUAGUCGGGAACCCGUGAUGAGGACCCAUCUCCCUGUCCUGCUGCAGCAAGCUGAAAUCAACCCUACUCACAGAGUAGAAAAUGACAAGGUAAUUAUCAGCAUUGUAACUGGCCUCCCAGGCUGUCAUGCUAGCGAGCUCUGUGCUUUUCUGGUCACUCUGCAUAAGGAAUACGGCAGGUGGAUGGUAUACCGUCAAGUCAUGGACAGCUCCGAAUGUUUUCAUGCUGCCCACUUCCAGAGAUACCUUUCCAGUGCCCUGGAGGCCCAACAGAACCGCUCUGCCCGCCAGUCAGCCUACAUCCGCAAGAAGACCAGACUACUGGUGGUGUUACAAGGCUACACAGAUGUUAUUGAUGUUGUCCAGGCCCUGCAGAUACAUCCAGAUUCAAAUGUCAAGUCCUCCUUCUCCAUUGGUGCCAUCACAGUGUGCGUGGAGCCCCUGAGCUGCUACAUGGAGCACAGAUUUCUCUUUCCUAAAUGUCUCGACCAGUGUUCACAAGCAAAUCUUUAUCUAAUGCCUGCUGUAACCCAGUCCUGGGGGAUUAAGAAAGGCUUCUGGAAGAGGUGCUAUUCAGAUUGUCUACACCCUGAAGGAGGAGUUGGCCCUCCUUCAAAAAAACGAGAGAAAAGAUGGCUCCAGGCAGAAGAAACAGCAAGAUUGAAGGCCUGAUGGUGAUUAGAGUACGACUAGGGCCCUGAGGAAGUGCAGCAUGCAGAUAGAUCAAGCAGGCCAAGAAGUUUAGAUAUCAGCCUAAAAAUAAUUGGAAUGCAUUAAAUAUUUUAAGUAGAGAAGUGACUUGAUCAGAUUUAUGUUUUUGAAAGAUUACUCUUACUACAGUAGGAAGAAUGAAUUGUAAAGGAAGCCUGGAAGUAGAAUGAGCAGUAACCUAGUGAAGAGAGAGCAGUGGUCUAAACCAGGCAGUUGGUAGCAGGGACUGAGAGUGGAGGAUGGACGAUGGCCCAGGUUUGGGGAACUGGGCAGUCGGUGUGCCUUUCACCAAGUGACCACUUGGAUGUCAGGGGAAGUCAUUGAGGAAACCCACCCUUGAAUCCUCAGAGGUCUCUCAAGCACUGUGCAGAGGCAUAUGGGCCAUAUUUACCUAAGGCCGACUGACUUGCUGUGGAGCACUAACAGAUACCUGCGAAGAGCAGGACUCAUGUCUCAGAACCAAGGAACCAAUAGAUUCCCAAACAGUGUGUAAGCACUCAGGAAGCAGAUUGUGUGCUCAGCAGUCGAGCCCUACCUCCUGACAUCUAUGAUCCUAGGCAUAUUGUAUACCCUUUGUGUGUGCCCUGUCCCCAUUGUUACACACGAGCAUUGACAUGAAGCUCCUAACCCCUGUUCCCUGGUUGCGAAUGGAAUGUGUUUAUGAGGUUAGAUUCAGUCUUUAGAGUUUUGGAACACUUUUUAUAAGUAUGAUUGGUGAGAGGAAGGAAGUAUCACUAACUUCUGCCUCAGACCAGAGGCAGGGGCCAGGGGUCCUGGAAGUUGCCUUCAAACCAGUGAUAGCCACUCAUCUAAACCAUGGGCUCAGCAGCCUAGGCUGGUGAGAGUCAUGUGACUUACCUUCCUGCUUGUUGCUGUGGCUAAGGUGUGCCACAGCCACCUCUGUCAGUCUGAGGAAUGGAUCGGUCCAGGCUCCUUGGUGUACAUGUAGGGGUCCCAUUCCCAAAUGAUGAGAUGGUGGUGGUAGUAGUGUCAGGUUGCAUUUAAUGAGUUCUUACUCUCUGUAGCCUGUGAUAAAGCAUUUCACAGAUAACCUGGAGAUAUGUGUUCCCAUCUGACAGAGGAGGAAAUUUGGGCUCAGAGAGAAAGUUGAGCAAUUUGCCUAAUGUCACCCAUGAAUAAUUAGUGGAACCGAAAAUUCAGACUCAGGUUUACUUGGUUCUAAAAACCCAUGCUUUAAUCUUUACCUUAUGCUAUCUUUUUACAUACAUGAAGAAGAUAAAUAAAAAUAUAAGCCCUAUAUUUUAAGCACUGCCUGUGUUAUUCAAAGGAGCUCUCGUAGCUCAGAGAAAGAGACAGCAAGGUGGCAUGAGGGGAGGAUUGGGAUGGUAAGGUAUUAGAGAAGAUUGUAAGGAAGAAGUAAGCUUUACCAAAAAAUUUUUUAAAAGGGCUUAAGUGAAAAAACAAGGUACAGAAUGGUAUAGUAUGCCACUGUUUGUGGGAAAAAUGUAUACAUACACAUUUACUUGUAAAUACUCAGCACAUAUCUGGAAGAAAACUCUGAUAAAUAUGGUUGCCUCCAGGGAAAGAAGUAGGUUGCUGGAUAGGAAGGGAAUUUACUUUCUCUGUGAACCCUUCUGUGCAUUAUGAGUUUUGCCCUCAAAAACUAAGUACAGCUAAUCCUUUAAAAAACAAAACACUUGACUGAAGUAAACAGUAUUAGUAAGAGUCCUCUGUACUGAAUAUUCAUUAUUCAGGAUCCUACAAUUACAAGGUUACUUAGGAAAGCUGAAGUCUCAUAAUUUAGAGACAUUCACUUAUGAACUAAUCGUUUAUAAAACUAGUCUCUAUUAGUAAAAAGAUUGAUGAUGAGCAUUGAGCCUUCUUAGGUAUAGAAUUAAUUAUAGGCUUCCCUGGUGGCGCAGUGGUUAAGAAUCCGCCUGCCAAUGCAGGGGACACGGGUUCAAACCCUGGUCCGGGAAGAUGCCACAUGCCGUGGAGCAACUAAGCCUGUGCGCCACAACUACCGAGCCUGUGCUCUAGAGCCUGCGAACCACAACUACUGAGCCUGUGCACCUAGAGCCCGUGCUGCACAACAAGAGAAGCCACUGCAGUGAGAAGCCCACGCACCGCAACGAAGAGUGCCCCCGCUUGCCGCAACUAGAGAAAGACCACGCGCGGCAACAAAGACCCAAUGCAGCCAAAAAUAAAUAAAAUAAAUAAAUUUAUGAGAAAAAAAAUUAAUUAUAACACCUAUGAGAAUGCUAUUACAAAAUAGAAUAUAAAUGUUGAAAAUCUCAAAAACCUAUAAAUGAAAUUAUAUUUAAUAAAAAAUUAGGAGGCAACAAGAGAGAGAUAUUACCUCUACAUCUUCUCAAGUGGGAGAUCAGUAAAUUUUAAAGCUGUUAAGUCAAGUUGUAAAGAGUUAGUUAUACUCUUUAAAGAUACAAAAUUAUCCACUCGGGCUUCUCUGGUGGCAUGGUGGUUAGGAAUCCACCUGCCAAGUCAGGGGACACGGGGGUGAGCCCUGGUCUGGGAAGAUCCCACGUGCCGUGGAGCAGCUAAGCCCAUGCGCCACAACUACUGAGCCUGUGCUCUAGAGCCCACGAGCCACAACUGCUGAAGCCCACGCUCCUAGAGCCUGUGCUCCACAACAAGAGAAGCCACUGCAGUGAGAAGCCCACACACUGCAAUGAAGAGUAGCCCCCGCUCGCCACAACUAAAGAAAGCCCGCGCGCAGCAACGAAGACCCAACACAGCCAUAAAUAAAUAAAUAAAUAAAUUUAUAAGAACAGUAAAACUUUAAAAAAAAAUAAGUAUCCACUAGAGGAACUAUAAAAUUAUUAAUGUAACCAACCAGAACGUGAUAGUGGAGAAGUGGGACAAAUUUAAGGGUAUAUGAACUUCCUUGUCUGUCAUAUGGAAAAGUCAAAAGACAUUGUCUAAAGGUGACAUAAGGAUAGCUAUCAUAAGAACAUAAAACAGACUAUAAGCCCACCACUUAUCAGAAGGAAAGCAGAAAACAGAAUGCAGAAAUCAUACUGCUAAAAGUUAAAAAAAAUUUUUUUUGAAUAGAAUUCCACAUAAACAAGGUAACAGAAACAAAGUGUCAGUAAAUAUAAAUGGUAUAAACACCUAGUAAAAGGAAAAGUAUCUCAGAUUAAACCAAAAAAUAGAAUCUAAUUAUAUGAUGUUCUGUACAAGAGGAGCAUCUAAAACUAAGUAAGGAUGGUGAUAAAAGAACGGACAAGAUAUAACAAACGAAUGCAAACAAAAAGAAAUGGGGUUGAUAUUAAUAACAGCAGGGUUGAAUACCAGGCAAAAUAUUGAAGAGUCUAAAAAGGGCAGUUUUGGGAGUUUCCUGGUGGUCCAGUGGUUAAGACUCCGUGCUUCCACUGCAAGGUGCACGGGUUCAAUCCCUGGUCGGGGAACUAAGAUCCCGCAUGCUGCACAACACGGCCAAUAAAUAAAUAAAAGGGCAAUUUUUAAUGAUAAAGGACACCAUCUACAACCUGUCAUGAAUAUUUCUGUACCAAAUAAUUCAAAAGAAAGCAUAUACCUUUAAGUUACUAUGUUACUAAACAAGAAAUAAUUUUUCUUUUUAUUGAGAUAUAAUUGACAUAUAACAUUGUAUUAGUUUCAAGUGUAUAACAGAAUGAUUUGAUGUUUGUAUACAUUGCAAAAUGAUAACCACAAUAAGUUUAGUUAACAUGCAUUGCCUUACAUAGUUACAAAACAAUUUUUUUCUUAUGAUGAGAACUUUUAAGAUCUACUCUCUUAGCAACUUUUAGUUAUUCAGUACAGUAUUAUUAACGGUAGUUACCAUGCUGUACAUUACAUUUCCAUGACUUAUUUGUUUUAUAACUGGAAGUUUGUACGUUUUGACUCUCUUCUCCCAUUUCUCUCACCCUCUACCCCCUGCUUCUGGCAGCCACCAGUUUGUUCUCUGUAUCUGUGGGCUUGGUUUUUGUUUUUGUUUUUUGUUUUUGUUUUUAGAUUCUGCAUAUAAAUGAGAUAUAAUGAGAUCAUAUGGUAUUUCUCUGUCUGACU